GGCUCCGGCCGCCCAGCCGCCGCCGCCCGCGGUCUGAGAAGCAGGAGGCGCGGGGCCGGGAACCACGAGGAACCUGGACGGUAGCGGGUGCACCCGAAGUGGUCCCAAGAGUAUCGGCUGCCGCUCGUCGGCCGCCCCACUUGCAGACCCCCUCCCCUCCGCCGGGACGCGGGAGAGCCCGGCGCGCGGUGGGGGCGCGAGGUGGGGCCGGCGGGGGCGGCCAAUGCGAAACUGGCUGGUGCUGCUGUGCCCGUGCGUGCUCGGGGCCGCGCUGCACCUCUGGCUGCGGCUGCGCUCCCCGCCACCCGCGCGCGCCUCCGCCGCUGGCCCCGCAGAUCAAUUGACCUUAUUUCCUCAGUGGGAAUCUAGUCACUAUGAUGUGGUAGUUGGUGUGUUGUCAGCUCGCAAUAACCAUGAACUUCGAAACGUGAUAAGAAGCACCUGGCUGAAGCAUUUAACACAACAUCCAGCACUAAGUCAACGUGUGCUCGUCAAGUUCAUAAUAGGUGCUCGUGGCUGUGACGUGCCUGUGGAGGACCGGGAGGACCCCUACUCCUGCAGACUGCUCAACAUCACGAAUCCAGUUUUGAAUCAGGAAAUCGAGGCGUUCGAUCUUUCUGAAGACACCUUAUCAGGGCUUUCUGAGGACCGAGUUGUCAGUGUGAGCUUCCAGGUUCUCUACCCGAUCGUUAUUACCAGUCUCGGGGUGUUCUAUGAUGCCAGUGAUGCGGGUUUCCAAAGGAACAUCACCGUCAAGCUUUAUCAGGCCGAACAGGAGGAGGCCCUCUUCAUUGCUCGCUUUAGUCCUCCGAGCUGUGGUGUGCAGGUGAACAAGCUGUGGUAUAAGCCUGUGGAGCAGUUCAUCUUACCAGAGGUAAGUCAUGAAGUCAUGGAAGGUGUGGAGGGAGUCGCAGGUGGUUUUAUUUAUACUAUUCAGGAAGGUGAUGCUCUCUUACAAAACCUUCAUUCUCGUCCUCGAAGACUUAUUGAUCAUAUAAGUCAUCUCCACAAGGAAGAUGCCUUGCUCAAGGAGGAAAGCAGCUUCUACAAGGAUAUUGUUUUUGUGGAUGUUGUCGACACUUACCGAAAUGUUCCUGCAAAGUUGUUGAACUUCUAUAAAUGGACCGUGGAAACAACCAGCUUUGAUUUAUUGCUAAAGACAGAUGACGACUGUUACAUAGACCUAGAAGCUGUAUUUAACAGAAUUGCCCACAAGAACCUAGAUGGACCUAAUUUUUGGUGGGGAAAUUUCAGGUUGAAUUGGGCAGUUGACCGAACCGGAAAGUGGCAGGAGCUGGAGUACCCCAGCCCUGCUUACCCUGCCUUUGCAUGCGGGUCAGGAUAUGUGGUCUCCAGGGACAUUGUCCAGUGGCUGGCCAGCAACGCGAGGAGGUUAAAGACCUAUCAGGGUGAAGAUGUAAGCAUGGGCAUUUGGAUGGCAGCCAUAGGACCCAAAAGAUACCAGGACAGCCUGUGGCUGUGUGAGAAGAGUUGUGAGCCAGGGAUGCUGUCUUCCCCGCAGUAUUCCGCACAGGAGCUGACAGAGCUGUGGAAACUGAAGGAGCUGUGUGGUGACCCCUGUCAGUGUGAAGCAAGAUGAUGGUGACUUAAGUCGCAGUGUUUGAAGAUCAGGGUGUGAGUCUGAGGACAGCCAAGGUGUGGCAGUGAUUAUGUGACCCUUCAGGAGCCAAGUCCUAGGCUGGCACUUCUGUAUCCAAUGUGGUAUUAAUGUUUGCACAAAUUUUCCUAUUUAGAAAUCAACUGAUACUGUAGCAUAAUAAAAAUUUUAUUUAUAUAUUGGAAGAUUUGAAAAAUACCAAAUAGUUUAUAAAAUAAUAUUUCUAAAUCCUGAUAGGUAAUUCAUUACCUAUCAUUUUUGGUUAAAACUUGGCCUGUUCAGAGAUCUUUAGUAACUGAGAGUUGGAAUUUCAGCCCGGAUUGCAGAAUAGCUCCGUGUAGCCUAAUUAGGAUGAUGAAUAUGGGCCAAAAACAACUCACAGAAAUGCUGUGUGAUCAUUUAUGAGCAAACUUAUACCAAAGUUUGGGGUUUCUGGAAAUAAUGUUAAGAUUCUGUGGGUGUCUGAAUGAAGUGGGCGACUUAAACUUGAAAAAGAACCAAUUUAAUUCUCAGUUCUGGACCUUGAUUUUGAAGUUCAUUAUUAAGUGGACUAACACAAGUUUUCUUUUGCCAUUACACAUAAAUUCUGAAGGUUAGUACUUCUGUAAAAAAAAAAAAACAAAAAACUAAAUUUUUGUGAAUAUAAGUAAAAUUAGAUACCUCUCAGGGUUUUGGUACCAUGGGGAAAGACAUUUCUAAAUACCUGACACUUUGGAAGAAUUUUGCUUUCCUCCUGUCAUUGCCUAAUGUAAGUGAAUUUCAGUCAGAGCUGGUAAUCUUUUAGGUAUAAUUGUAGGGAAAAGCAUGUAAUUAAUUUUUGUAAGUACUCUAAAAAUAGUGCAGUUGAAAAGCGAGAUCAUAACAUAUAUGUCAUACAUAGUAAGGGGUGUGCCUCCCUAAAUUUAAGGGACAUUUCCCCAAUGACCAACCAUUUUACCAAAUCAUUUUAGUAACUUUUAAACUAGUAGUAUCGAUAGAGAAUUCCAUUAAAACUGGUCUUAUGACAGACAUUAACUGUGUUCAGA
Hipposideros armiger (great roundleaf bat) is the source of this 2643-nucleotide messenger RNA. RefSeq names its product beta-1,3-N-acetylgalactosaminyltransferase 2 (gene B3GALNT2). The coding region runs from base 224 to 1600 and encodes 458 amino acids. The record is from RefSeq and is a predicted model, not a curated record. Gene Ontology annotation, molecular function: UDP-glycosyltransferase activity; hexosyltransferase activity. Gene Ontology annotation, biological process: protein O-linked glycosylation. The transcript has 11 exons. Lineage: Eukaryota; Metazoa; Chordata; Mammalia; Chiroptera; Hipposideridae. Gene Ontology annotation, cellular component: Golgi membrane.